This is a messenger RNA of Saimiri boliviensis boliviensis (Bolivian squirrel monkey), 10234 nucleotides long. It is a transcript of the gene XRN1, whose product is annotated as 5'-3' exoribonuclease 1. The record is from RefSeq and is a predicted model, not a curated record. Gene Ontology annotation, biological process: rRNA catabolic process; nuclear-transcribed mRNA catabolic process. NCBI's taxonomy places the organism in Eukaryota, Metazoa, Chordata, Mammalia, Primates, Cebidae. Gene Ontology annotation, cellular component: nucleus. Gene Ontology annotation, molecular function: 5'-3' RNA exonuclease activity; RNA binding.
AUGGUCGGCCGGGCGGUGUGUUGUCAUCCGCGGAGCGACGGCCGGAGGCGGCAGCGGAGGCCCUGGCGGGGCGUUUGGUUUCGGUUUGGCCCUAACUAGUAUUAGUGUUGACGGUCAAAAUGGGAGUCCCCAAGUUUUACCGAUGGAUCUCAGAGCGGUAUCCCUGCCUCAGCGAAGUGGUGAAAGAGCAUCAGAUUCCUGAAUUUGACAACUUGUAUCUGGAUAUGAAUGGAAUUAUACAUCAAUGCUCCCACCCUAAUGAUGAUGAUGUUCACUUUAGAAUUUCAGAUGAUAAAAUCUUUACUGAUAUUUUUCACUACCUGGAGGUAUUGUUUCGCAUUAUUAAACCCAGGAAAGUGUUCUUUAUGGCUGUUGAUGGUGUGGCUCCUCGAGCAAAAAUGAACCAGCAGCGUGGGAGGCGUUUUAGGUCAGCAAAGGAGGCAGAAGACAAAAUUAAAAAGGCAAUAGAGAAGGGAGAAACUCUUCCUACAGAGGCCAGAUUUGAUUCCAACUGUAUCACACCAGGAACUGAAUUUAUGGCCAGGUUGCAUGAACAUCUGAAGUAUUUUGUAAAUAUGAAAAUUUCCACGGACAAGUCAUGGCAAGGAGUUACCAUCUACUUCUCGGGCCAUGAGACUCCCGGAGAAGGAGAGCAUAAAAUUAUGGAAUUUAUCAGAUCCGAGAAGGCAAAGCCAGAUCACGAUCCAAACACCAGACACUGUCUUUAUGGUUUAGAUGCUGACUUGAUUAUGCUUGGAUUAACAAGUCAUGAGGCACAUUUUUCUCUCUUAAGAGAAGAAGUUCGAUUUGGUGGCAAAAAAACACAAAGGGUAUGUGCUCCAGAAGAAACCACAUUUCACCUCCUACACUUGUCUUUAAUGAGAGAGUAUAUUGACUAUGAGUUUUCAGUAUUAAAAGAAAAGAUCCCAUUUAAAUAUGAUAUUGAAAGGAUAAUAGAUGAUUGGAUUUUGAUGGGGUUUCUUGUUGGUAAUGAUUUUAUCCCUCAUCUACCUCAUUUACAUAUUAAUCAUGAUGCACUGCCUCUUCUUUAUGGAACAUAUAUUACCAUCCUGCCAGAACUUGGGGGUUAUAUUAAUGAAAGUGGGCAUCUCAACUUACCUAGAUUUGAGAAAUACCUUGUGAAGCUAUCAGAUUUUGAUCGGGAGCACUUCAGUGAAGUUUUUGUGGACCUAAAAUGGUUUGAAAGCAAAGUUGGUAACAAGUACCUCAAUGAAGCAGCAGGUGUGGCAGCAGAAGAAGCCAGGAACUACAAGGAAAAGAAAAAAUUAAAGGGCCAGGAAAAUUCUCUGUGUUGGGCUGCUUUAGACAAAAAUGAAGGCGAAAUGGUAACUUCUAAGGAUAAUGUAGAAGAUGAGACUGAAGAUGAUGACCUAUUUGAAACUGAGUUUAGACAAUAUAAGAGAACAUAUUACAUGACGAAGAUGGGGGUUGAUGUAGUAUCUGAUGACUUUCUGGCUGAUCAAGCUGCAUGUUAUGUUCAGGCAAUACAGUGGAUUUUGCACUAUUACUAUCAUGGAGUUCAGUCCUGGAGCUGGUACUAUCCUUACCAUUAUGCACCUUUUCUAUCUGAUAUACGCAACAUCAGUACACUCAGAAUCCAUUUUGAACUAGGAAAACCUUUUAAGCCUUUUGAACAGCUUCUUGCUGUACUUCCAGCAGCUAGCAAAAAUUUACUUCCUACAUGCUACCAGCAUUUGAUGACCAGUGAAGACUCACCAAUUAUAGAAUAUUACCCACCUGAUUUUAAAACUGACCUAAAUGGGAAACAACAGGAAUGGGAAGCUGUGGUAUUAAUCCCUUUUAUUGAUGAGAAGCGAUUGUUGGAAGCCAUGGAGACAUGUAACCACUCCCUCAAAAAGGAAGAGAGGAAAAGGAACCAACAUAGUGAGUGCUUAAUGUGCUGGUAUGAUAGAGACACAGAGUUUAUCUAUCCUUCUCCAUGGCCAGAAAAGUUCCCUGCCAUAGAACGAUGUUGUACGAGGUAUAAAAUAAUAUCAUUAGAUGCUUGGCGUGUAGACAUAAGCAAAAACAAAAUAACCAGAGUUGACCAGAAGGCAUUAUAUUUUUGCGGAUUUCCUACUCUGAAACACAUCAAACACAAAUUUUUUUUGAAGAAAAGUGGUGUUCAAGUAUUCCAGCAAAGCAGUCGUGGAGAAAACAUGAUGUUGGAAAUCUUAGUGGACACAGAAUCAGAUGAACUUAUCAUAGAAAAUGUAGCUUCAUCAGUGCUUGGAAAAUCUGUCUUUGUUAAUUGGCCUCACCUUGAGGAAGCUAGAGUUGUGGCUGUAUCAGAUGGAGAAACUAAGUUUUACUUGGAAGAACCUCCAGGAACACAGAAGCUUUACUUAGGAAGAAGUGCCCCACCAUCCAAAGUGAUCCAUCUUGGAGAUAAAGAACAAUCUAACUGGGCAAAAGAAAUACAAGGAAUUUCAGAACAUUACCUGAGAAGAAAAGGAAUAAUAAUAAAUGAGACAUCUGCAGUUGUGUAUGGUCAGUUACUCACAGGUCGUAAAUAUCAAAUAAAUCAAAAUGGUGAAGUUCGUCUAGAGAAACAGUGGUCAAAACAAGUUGUUCCUUUUGUUUAUCAAACUGUUGUCAAGGACAUCCGAGCUUUUGACUCCCGUUUCUCCAAUAUCAAAACAUUGGAUGAUUUGUUUCCUCUGAGAAGUAUGGUCUUUAUGCUGGGAACUCCCUAUUAUGGCUGCACUGGAGAAGUUCAGGAUUCAGGUGAUGUGAUUACAGAAGGUAGGAUUCGUGUCAUUUUCAGCAUUCCAUGUGAACCAAAUCUUGAUGCUUUAAUACAGAACCAGCAUAAAUAUUCUAUAAAGUACAACCCAGGAUAUGUGUUGGCCAGUCGCCUUGGAGUGAGUGGAUACCUUGUUUCAAGGUUUACAGGAAGUAUUUUUAUUGGAAGAGGAUCUAGGAGAAACCCUCAUGGAGACCAUAAAGCAAAUGUGGGUUUAAAUCUCAAAUUCAACAAGAAAAAUGAGGAGGUACCUGGAUAUACUAAGAAAGUUGGAAGUGAAUGGAUGUAUUCAUCUGCAGCAGAGCAACUACUGGCAGAGUACUUAGAGAGAGCUCCAGAACUAUUUAGUUAUAUAGCCAAAAAUAGCCAAGAGGAUGUGUUCUAUGAAGAUGACAUUUGGCCUGGAGAAAAUGAGAAUGGUGCUGAGAAAGUUCAAGAAAUUAUUACUUGGCUAAAAGGACAUCCUGUCAGUACUUUAUCUCGUUCUUCUUGUGAUUUACAAAUUCUGGAUGCAGCUAUUGUUGAGAAAAUUGAGGAAGAAGUCGAAAAGUGCAAGCAAAGAAAGAAUAAUAAGAAAGUGCGAGUAACAGUGAAGCCCCAUUUGCUGUACAGACCUUUAGAACAGCAACAUGGAGUAAUUCCUGAUCGGGAUGCAGAAUUUCGUCUUUUUGACCGUGUUGUAAAUGUGAGAGAAAACUUCUCAGUUCCAGUUGGCCUUCGAGGCACCAUCAUAGGAAUAAAAGGAGCUAUUAGAGAAGCUGAUGUAUUAUUUGAAGUAUUAUUUGAUGAAGAAUUUCCUGGAGGCUUAACAAUAAGAUGCUCACCUGGUAGAGGUUAUCGACUGCCAACAAGUGCCUUGGUGAACAUUUCUCACGGGAGUCGCUCUGAAACUGGAAAUCAGAAGUUGACAGCCAUCGUGAAACCACAGCCAGCUGUGCAUCACUAUAGCUCAAAUUCAUCAGUUUCUACUGGGCAUUUGGGAGGCCUCAACCAUUCCCCUCAGUCACUUUUUGUUCCUACUCACGUACCUACUAAAGAUGAUGAUGAAUUUUGCAACAUUUGGCAGUCCUUACAGGGAUCUGGAAAGAUGCAACACUUUCAGCCAACUAUACCAGAGAAGGGUGCCGUUCUACCUCAAGAAAUAAGCCAAGUAAAUCAACAUCAUAAAUCUGGCUUUACUGACAACAGUAUUAAAUAUCAGCAAAGAAAACAUGACCCUCACAGAAAAUUUAAAGAAGAGUGUAAGAGUCCUGAAGCUGAGUGUCGGUCCCAGAAAAUGUCCAAUAAGCAAACUUUUGAAGGGCCUGCCAAAUGUAAUAUUAAGCUAUUGAAGAGAAAUGAAAGUCCAGAAGUCUCAGAAACCCAAAAGGUUGUGACUGGUUAUCCAAAUGCUAUUGAUAAGCCUAACUCUGGAAUUGAGAACUUUUUAGCAUCUUUGAAUAUCUCCAAAGAAAAUGAAGUACAGUCAUCUCAUCAUGGGGGACCUCCAAGUGAAGAGCAUUUGUCACCACAGUCAUUUGCUAUGAAGGGAACACGGAUGCUUAAAGAAAUUCUAAAAAUUGAUGGCUCUAACACUGUGGACCAUAAGAAUGAAAUGAAACAGAUUGGUCAUGAAAUCCCUGUUUCCUCUAAUAGAAGAGAUGAAUAUGGAUUACCCUCUCAGCCUAAACAAAAUAAGAAGUUAGCCUCUUAUGUGAACAAGCCUCAGAGUGCUAAUGAGUACCAUAACGUUCAGUCGAUGGACAAUGUGUGUUGGCCCACCCCCAGCCAGAUCCCUCCUGUAUCCACACCAGUAACUGAACUUUCUCGAAUUUGUUCCCUUAUUGGAAUGCCACAACCUGAUUUCACCUUUCUUCGGACGCCACAGACAAUGACCAUUUGCCAAGUAAAAUUAUCUAAUGGCUUACUGGUACAUGGGCCACAGUGCCACUCUGAAAAUGAAGCCAAGGAGAAAGCUGCACUUUUUGCUUUACAACAGUUGGGCUCCUUAGGUAUGAAUUUCCCUUUGCCUUCACCUGUAUUUGCAAAUUAUCCUUCUGCUGUACCACCCGGAGCCAUUCCUCCAGUUUUUCCCCAAGCUACUGCUAAUAUAAUGCCUUCAUCAUCUCAUCUCUUUGGCUCAGUGCCAUGGGGACCACCAGUGCCAGUUCCUGGGAAGCCCUUCCAUCAUACUUUAUAUUCUGGGACCAUGCCUGUGGCUGGGGGAAUGCCAGGGGGUGUGCCCAAUCAGUUUAUACCUCUGCAGGUUACUAAAAAAAGGGUUGCAAACAAAAAGAACUUUGAGAAUAAGGAGGCCCAGUGUUCUCAAGCCACUCCUGUUCAGACUAGCCAGCCAGAUUCUUCCAAUACUGUCAAAGUAAGUCCACAGGAGAGCUCAUCAGCUUCUUUAAAGUCCUCUCAGAUUGCUCAACCUGCAUCUUGUUUUCAAGUUGAAACUGCCUCUCAAGGCCGUAGUCUGUCUCACCAUAAGCCAACACCAAGCUCUUCUUCAAGAAGAAAAUCAAGAAAACUGGCUGUCAAUUUUGGUGUUUCUAAACCUUCUGAAUAAAUUUGGCUUUUGGAAUUAAGUUAAUUUCUUCUCUUUCCAUCUACCUUUUUAGAAAUCCAUAUCUGUAUCUUAUAAAAAUUAGAAUGUACUAUUUUAAAAUAAUAUGUGUAAAUUGAAAUUUUUUCAUUUUUAAGUUAUUAGGCACUUUUCAUGCUGUUUAAAAGACUGUAUCAAAUUGUGCACUUUAAGUAUGUACAAUUUGUUGUACGUCAAUUAUACCUCAAUAUAUCUGUAAAAAAAAAAAAGACUAAAUUAAACCUUGUAUUAAAAUAAUAAUAUAGUAUCAGUGGACUGAAUAUUAAAAUGAACCACUCUAAUCAUUGGCCUCACCAUUAAAGCAUCCUGAACUAUGAAUUAGGCAUCAGUUAGCAAUAAUAAGCAUUUUUUACACUAUCAUUGAGGAAUAAUUACACGGAGCAUGAAAUUUGGGCCUCCAGUAUAACUUACUGAAUGUGGAUUUUAUUUCUCUUUUUAAUGAUGUAAGACAGUUGUCAGGAGAAUGGCUCUUAUUUAUGUGUAUUUUAACAUACGCUUCGUUGUCUCUGAUGGUCCUUUAGACCUGCUGUGAAAGGAUCACAUUCGUUGUGGUGCUGCCAGUAUUGCUUUAUUCUAAAUUUUGUACCAAAGCAACUUUAGAAUACUAAUCAGAAUAUUUCAUCUAACUGCUUAGAACUAUAAAUAGCAUUCUGAAUUUGAGUAAGUACAAUUUUUUAGAUUAUUCAAGAACCAGCAUUAGUAAUUUCUAAUACAAUUGUUUCAAAAUCUACAGGGUACAGUGAUUACAAAUUAAUCUUCUAAUAAAAUAUGAAAUAUUAGUCAAGUUAAUUAAAAUAAAUUGUAUUCUUUUGUAUAGCUUUCUAUUUGCUUACUUGACUUUUAUGAGAGCUUCAUAGUUGGUCAAUAUGUAGUGCUUCUUGGGGCCGAAGAAAUUCUAAUUGUUUUUUAAGUUCCAAGGUGUGCUACGACAUAGGAGAUACAGUCAUCAGUUUGUGAUAUACAUCAUUUACUGCCUAUUUCAUUCUAAUUCUGUAUUUUCAGCUUUAUGCUAAACUGUUCAAUGAUGCUAGGAUUCUCUCUUUGCAUGUCAUAUGUGAAUGUGUGGUUCAAGCUGUAACCGUUGAAAUUAUUUUAGCAUUUAUGAAGAUUUCUCAGCAGGGCCUAUGUUUUGAUAUAUAUAUAUUAUAUAUUUAUUCUUUAGUUUUUGUGAUAUGCCUAUAUUUUUAAGGAAGUAAGUUAUAGCAUACUUUUUUAAAAGUAGGAACCACAGUCUUUAUAUGGAGCAGCUUGUUAUUCUGUCUGAUUUUCAUUCAGCUCAUUGAAAACUCUGCCAUGACUCAAAGUAGUCUUAUUUGUUUUUUAAAAUGCUGGUAUUAAACUAAAUGGACUCCUUUCACUAACUGCUGAUUUCAGAGUUUAAAUGUUAGUAGGUUAUUUGUGUAUUAGCAGUGCCUUCAGUAUAAGAGAGAAAUAUUCAUUAUCUGUCAUUUAUCAGUUAUAUGAGUUUCCAUGAUUUUAUUUUCUGUUAUUUACAUAAAAUUCAGACGUUCAGGUAAAAUUAGUUCCCAACAUUUUCUUGUUUAUCUGUAGUAGGAUCUUGUGUAAUGAGGCUCAAGCAGUCCUCAGUGUUUAUCAUUAUUGCCUCAUUAACUCUCUGUUUUUAAAGGAAACACUUAUUAUGGUAAUACAAAGAAAAGUUAAAUUGUAAUGUUAUAUUAACUUGUUCCUACUUUUAAAGUGUGUAAUGUUUCACUUCAACUGUACAAACUCCAUCAAUGAGAAAUUGAUUCAUUCAUUAUUCCUGUGUGACAGUUAUAUAAAUAGCAUGCAGCCCACAUCUGUUUUACAACAUAGAAGAAGCAGCACCUGCCAUCUUCUGAAAACUCCAAAGGAAAAUUUUAGUAAACAUCGUGCCACUAAAUCCAUAAGGAUACUUACCCCGUAUUUGAGCACAGCAAGCUGACAAUUCUAUACAGGUAGGCAGUAAAAGAGUUUUAUUUUCCGGCCAGGCACAGUGGCUCUUACCUGUAAUCCCAGCACUUUGGGAGGUCAAGGCCGGCAGAUCACUUGAGGUCAGGAGUUCCAUCCCUACAACCCUGGCCAACAUGGCAAAGGCCCAUCUCUACUGAAAAUACAAAGAUUAGCCGGGUGUGGUAGCGGGCACCUGUAAUCCCAGCUACUGGGGAGGCUGAGGCAGAAGAGUCACGUGAACCCAGGAGGCAGAGGUUGCGUUGAGCUGAGAUUGCACCACUGUACUCAGAGCCUGGGCAGCAGAGUGAGACUCUGUCUUUAAAAAAAUAAAAUAAAAGUAGUUUUGUUUUUUACUUUUUUUUUUUUUUUAACAUUAUUAUUCUAAAGAUCAGAACUGAAAAGAGAUUAAGAUAAGAGAGAGCUCCAUAGUGGCUGGAUAGCGGUCAGGCAUUUUCUGUUUUUUUUCCCCUUGUAGACCUAUUCCAAAUGUGGGCCUAAGGUCAAUGGGAGAUGUGCCCUCCAUAUGGAGGAUGUAAGAGGCAGAGGCCAUUUCUGCCCCAUCAUGAUCUUGAGAAAGCUGGAUCCGUUGAUAUGCCUGGACCCUAGAAUAUAUCUGAAAAGCAGUUGGACUUCAAGAAACUUAAAGUUUUCUCCUUGAGAUAGGGUGGACUAAGACCACUUCCAAAGUUUAAAAAUAUGCUCUUUCAGCUUAAAUCUUCUGAGGACUUAGACUGUAGGGCACAGGACAAAUUCCCCAAAUUCCUUUGUUUCCACAUAACUAGAUUACUUAAAUCUAUUUAAGCCUUCCUCUCCUAACGGAAACAUUAUUUCUAAAUAUUUCUGAUCAAGAAGUUUUUUCUUUUUUGAGCAACUUAAGUGAAUUUUAAAGAUUGCUCUUUCCAGUCCCGUUUCUUUUCACAUUUUCCUACAUUACCUAAUAAUUGCCUCAGUGUUAGAAUUUGACUGAAUGUAUUAAUUGAUUUAAACAUCAUAGAGACUAAAGUCUUAAACAUCUAAGACUCAGUUGCACAAAAAAAUUAAAGUCACCUCGACUGAACCUUGUUUUCAAUGUAAGAUUCUUGCUUUUCAAAGGGGUAACUAAUAAAGAUUGAAGGGUUUUUUCCCCGAUUGGUGGGAGGGAUGAAGAACUGUUGAUGCAAGUUUUCCACUGUUUCUUUUCUAUGAUCAGGUUUCUGCUUUCAUUUGAGAUUGGUACUUCCAAACUAACCUGGAUUCUUGGUUUUAAUGAGAGGAGGCAGAGAGAGGGAGGCAGAUGGAAGAAGGAAAGCGGUUAAGUAAGACACACACAGUCGCUGCGUUUCUGGACCGUACUAUAUCUUUCUAGCUCAAGGAUAAUAGGUAAACUGUAGGGUCUUUUUUACUCACUUUUAAUUUAUUGGUUCUUUUUCUGUUAGUUGUAACUGUUCAUAGUGGUUAAUUUUUACCUUAUAUAUGAGAUAGAACUGUGCAGAUCUCCACUGAAGUUAAUUCUGUCACACUUCUUCCCAUUAUUUAGAACACUUUUUUUAAAGCAACUGUACAAUUUCUCAGCUUUGUGGGCCUGCUUUCUGUUUCUUAGUACCAUGUUGCUUCCAAAUUGCGUUUUUACUGUAAAAGACAAUUUAUUGUAGAGAAGAGGCUGUGAAAGGCCUUCUCUAUCUUUAGAAAUCAAUUACAGAAAUUUACUUGUCACUUUUCUAGAGAAAAAUCAUAGGACUCAAACUGGUAGUGCUCAUUAUGUACAUUUUGUAAGCUUUGCCAGUGAAACCAUCGGUUUUGCAGGAGCUUCAUUUUGUAGUCAAGAUAAAGCUUAAAAUUCCAGAAAUUGAUAUCGUUUGGACUGACUUUUUUCAUAUUUCCAUCAAGCUUCUCCAUCACAGAAACAGUACCGAACCAGCAUCAGGUCUCCAGAAAUACGGCAGAGCAGACAGGCAGGCUGUUAAGUUUCACAAACAUCAUAGAUCCUUUUCUUAGAGAAGAAAAACAUGUAUAAAAUAGUUUUAAUAGUCCAAAAUGUCAACUGUCUGUAGCUGCUUUUGUGUGUGUGUCAGUGAAACAAUAAUAAUGCCUUGCUCAAUCAAUGCAUUCAGCCAUCUCAAGUGCAAUUUGUGAAGGAGACUAUGGUUUCCAAAAGAUACAUUUUUUUUACAAAGUUAAACCUGUAAAAAGUUUGUUUUUGUUUUUUCUUCCAGCAGUACACCAAUUGCCCUUGGUUAUUUCAGUAGUUGGUAUGCUGUUCAGUUAUCCAGGCCAAGUAAGUUUUGUAGCUGUUUUAGUAAUUUGAAGCCAAAUUCUCAUGCCAUUUCUCAUUAAAUAAUAAGAAUGAGAAUUUGGUCCACAGUUUGCUUAAUGUUCUGUCAUUCCUUUUCUUAUAAGGGUUUGGUGGGGAAUGGAGAGGUUGUUUUGUUUUUUGGAUUUUUUUUUUUUAAUUUCAGCCUCAAGUAUCAUAUUUUCUUUUGCCUGUAUCCAACUGGUUCUUUGAGUAUUUUCAUCUAUUUUAAUAUGAGUAAUAGAUGGUGUGCUGUGUCAUCAAAGUGUUCAACAUUUUGUUCAUUUAAACAAGUGUAAUUCAUACAUAUAGAGAUGCAUCUCUUAAUUGAUUUCUCACAUAACUAUUUUAUAAGUAACUGGAAUUUUUCAUUAGAUCUUAUACAGAGAAGUAUUUUAUUAAAAAUUCAAAAGGGAAGACUUUUAUGUGCUCAUUUUGUAAUUUUUGUUUUUAAAUAUCUUUACAUUGUCUGCCAAUUAAAGUGUUGUAAACUUGCAUUGGAAUGGACUCCCAAUGUAUUUUUGUGGUGUUAUUUAGUUAUCUGUAGAUUUCUAGCAUGAAGUUAGCCUCACGAUGCUGUGUGAAGGAUUUUAAAAUACGAGAGUCACUGAAAGAAUUUAAACAUCUGUUCAUGUUAAAUGCUCUAUGGAUUUUAAUUAAAGACUUGAGAAUGAUUUUAUAA